AUGGCUUCCCAACACGUUUCUGCCCUCGGUAUGGCCUUGAAUGGCAAAUCUGGAUCGGUCAACGUUCCAAAGUCGCGCGAUAAAGUCGCCACCCGGGACUCCUUAACUGGUGUACCCAAACGCGGUGGCGACCAGCUCCCAACGCCUCCUCACUCCCUCUCUCCUAAUCUGCCUGCGAGUGGCGACUCCGAUCUCGACCUGAAAGACGCUCCGGCGCUACAGAACGCGCUCAAUGCCGAAGCGCUCGACAGUCUCGGUGAUCUCGACAGUGCUGGUGCUAUCACCCCGUCCCUGCUCGCGAAACAUCAUCUGCCCGAGAUCUUGUUGUCUCAUGGCCCACUCGCCAUCAGGCACAUCAUGGGCUAUCUGACUACGUCAGUCCCUGGCUUCUCCCGUAUCACCUCCGCAAAAGCGCGUCGCUUAGUUGUCGCUGCGCUCGAAGGUCGUGGCAGCGGCGACGGAGCAGGCAUCAAUGGCGAUGUCGUCUUCGAUAAGGUCGGCUGGGGAAGAUGGGAUGCGCGUCUUCGCGGCCAGCCUCCUCGCCUGCAGGUUCCGCAGAAGUCUCAGCACAGCGGCUCGGACGCCUUCGGUACGAGCUUUACCGGAAAUUCGGCCGUCUUCUCCCACUCCGAAGCCGAGUACGACGAUCGCGAUGCUCUCGAGCACGAGGCCGACAAGAUGUCUCUCGACAACGCCGGGUCUGAGUACGCGUCCUCUGAGCCUGGUGAAGACAUCGAGAUCGAUCUCGGAGAAGGCGACUCCACCGACGAGGAAGACUGGCAAGCCAUUGGCGCUGAAGCACUGCGUGCGCGAUCUCUCCCAAAAGGUGGUGUCCGUCGACCUUCUGGUGGCGGACGACUCUAUCAACCCAUCAGAACAUAUUCUACAGCGUCACGGUAUCGAGCAAAGACUCCGGCAUACCUUGCGCAGUCGGCUCCAUCCCAUCCGUACAACCUCGCUAAUCAACUACCACUUGACGCUGGCGUCAAUUCUUUCUCCGAAAAAGCAGCGAUUGAGGCGCUGCUCAGCCUUGGACGAUAA
Molecule: messenger RNA, 1041 nt
Organism: Cyphellophora attinorum
Lineage: Eukaryota; Fungi; Ascomycota; Eurotiomycetes; Chaetothyriales; Cyphellophoraceae
Exons: 2
Coding region: 1-1041 (346 amino acids)
Biological process (GO): positive regulation of transcription from RNA polymerase II promoter by glucose
Cellular component (GO): nucleus
Molecular function (GO): sequence-specific DNA binding
Source: RefSeq, a predicted model, not a curated record